UAUAUUGUUUAGGAGCGAAGAGGUGACAUUUCGCUUCAAGAGCGACUCCUACUUCCGUGUUGUCCCUCAAUGUAAAGCAGUCCUAUUACAGGAAGCUGUAGUCUAAUCUGUAAGGGUUAAUCCGCGCAGUUUACAGUGUGCCCUUGAUCGACCCUCUUUCAAUGUAAUUUGACGAAGUGAAGGAGCAGCGAUUUCGGAGAAUACGGACGAUAUAAACUACAUGUAGCAAAAACAGAAGAUUCAAUCGCUGCCCACGUCAGAGGAACUGCGGUACAUUAGCGGAAGAAUGCCAGCGGGUGUGUGUGGCUGCUGUGGACCCCUGAGGCCCAGGUACAAACGCCUGGUUGAUAACAUCUUCCCAGAGGACCCCAAAGAUGGCCUGUCCAAGUCAGACAUGGAGAAGCUCACCUUCUACGCGGUUUCAGCCCCGGAGAAGUUGGACAGGAUUGGGGCCUACCUGGCGGAGCGACUGAGCCGAGAUGUGGUCCGCCACCGCUACGGGUACGUAGUCAUCGCCAUGGAGGCUCUGGACCAGCUCCUGAUGGCCUGUCACUCCCAGAGCAUCAAGCCCUUUGUGGAGAGCUUCCUCCACAUGGUGGCCAAGCUGCUGGAGUCCCGGGAGCCAGACCUGCAGGUCCUGGGGACCAACUCGUUUGUCAAGUUUGCCAACAUCGAGGAGGACACACCGUCCUACCACCGGCGCUAUGACUUCUUUGUCUCCCAGUUCAGCGCCAUGUGCCACUCAACCCAUGAAGACCCUGAGACCAGAACCAGGAUCCGUGUGGCCGGUAUCAAAGGGCUGCAGGGUGUGGUGAGGAAGACUGUGAACGAUGAGCUUCAGGCCAUCAUCUGGGAGCCCCAGCACAUGGACAAACUCAUCCCCUCCAUGCUGUUCAACAUGCAGGAUGCUGAGGACCUAGACAGGGUGGGCCCACCUGGCACGCCUUCGGAGACAGGGCAGGAUGGUGAGGAAAACCCAGCGUCUCUGGCCGAGAGCUGCUUCAGAGAGCUGCUGGGAAGAGCCGCCUACGGCAACAUGAACAACGCCGUCCGCCCUGUACUAGUUCAUCUGGACAACCACCGGCUGUGGGAGCCCAACGAGUUUGCUGUUUCCUGUUUUCGGAUCAUCAUGUACUCCAUACAGGCCCAACACUCCCACCACGUCAUUCAGCAGGUCCUGGGCCACCUGGACACGCACAACAAGAACACCCCUCGCAUGAGGGCCGGCAUCGUGCAGGUCCUUCUCGAGACGGUCGCCAUAGCAGCCAAAGGCUCCGUCGGCCCUACGGUACUGGAGGUGUUCAACACCCUGCUCAAGCACCUGCGGAUGAGUGUGGACUUUGAGCUGGGUGAGAACUCCAGACGGAACUCUGGCGCCAGUGUGUCCUCGUCCGGACGGGUCAAGGAGAGCGAGGAGCGCAUUGUCCAGAACGCCAUCAUCCAGACAAUCGGGUUCUUUGGUGGCAACCUGCCAGACUACCAGCGCGCGGAGGUGAUGAUGUUCAUCAUGGGCAAGGUGCCCGUGUAUGGCACCCCCUGCCACACCCUGGACACUGUGAAGAUUGGGCACCAGGGCACCAAGCGUAUCCAGGCCAUGCUGCUGAGCUCGCUCAUCAUGGUGACCUCUGGUUUCAAGUCCAAGACCAUGGUGGCGGCGCUGCCCGCACCCUUCCUGGACCCACUUUUCUCCAUUUCACUCAUGGAGGACUGCGAGCUUCGCCAGUUGGUCCUUGAGAUCCUGCUCAACAUCAUCGAUCGCCACGACAACCGCGCCAAGCUGCGGGGCAUCAGGAUCAUUCCUAAUGUGGCGGCCUUGAAGAUAAAGAGGGAGAAGAUAUCGAAACAAGACGUUGGGUUCAUGAAAAAGCAUGGGCAGCAGUUGUACCGUCACAUCUACCUGGGCUGUAAGGAGGAGGACAACGGUCACAAGAACUUUGAGCUGCUCUUCACUACCCUGGCCGUGCUCACCAUCGAGCUGGCCAAUGAGGAGGUGGUGGUGGACCUCAUCAGGCUGGCUCUUGCCCUGCAGGAUAUGUCCUUGGCUAAUGAGGAGAACAUGCCCAUGGUCAUGCGCUGUGGCAUCAUGGCACUGGUGGCGGCCUACCUGAACUUCCUUAGUCAGAUGAUCGCCAACCCAGCCUUCUGUCAACACGUCAGCAAGGUGAUUGAGAUGAGGAACCUGGAGGCCCCUUACCUCCUCCCUGAGCACAUCUUCAGAGAGAAGUGUCCGCUUCCAAAUUGUCUUGACAAGGAAGACCGGAACCUAUAUUUCCAGACGGUUGACCUGGCGGAGUGCCUGGUCGCGCCAGGAUACAACGCUGAGCGUCUCUCAAUCCCCUACGUCCCCCAAGUGACAGAUGAAGACCGCCUCACCAGAAGAAAGAGUUUGGUUGACACCAUUUCUCUUCAAGUGGAUUUCCCUUCCGAUAGUCUACCAGACAAGUCUCUGCUGGCUGAGGAGAUCACCUUCGAGACUCUGAAAAAGGCCAUUGACACCACAGGGUUGGAGGAGCAGGAGAAGGAGAAGAGGCGCCAGGUCAUGGAGAAGUUCCAGAAGGCUCCGUUUGAGGAGAUUGCCGCCCACUGCGAGUCCAAGGCCAAUAUGUUACAUGACAGACUGGCACAAAUCUUCGAGCUCACUAUCCGGCCCCCUCCCAGCCCAUCUGGGGUGGUGUCUAUCUCUGCGGGCCACGCUCAACACCAGUCUGUCCCUGUCUACGAGAUGAAGUUCCCCGACCUGUGUGUCUACUAGAUCAAAGACCAGCCACCAACGCCUUGUAUCCUCAACCCUGACCACUAACCAUACCCAGACCUGUGUGUCUACUGGAGCAAAGACGACCACAUAACCCUUACCCUAACCACUAACACAUUGUAGCCUCAACCCUAACCCAUUUCCUAACCCCUUCAGAUCUGCAUGUCUAUUAAAACAAAAACAGUGUCAGGAUAGAACCACUAAAACCCUAUACCCUCAACCCUACCCCCUAAGUCUGCUCCUUAGCCCUAUACCAGAUAUGUCAGCUACAGCAGAGACUAGCUGUGGUACUGUACCACUAAGCCCUAUUCCUUAACACUGCACAUUGUUCCUGCCCCUCCUCAGACUAAUGUGUCUAUUACCAGAUGAGAUGUCUGUAUGACUGUAGUUUCCAGUCACACGCACACAGUCUACACACACGUGAACGUGCGCGCACACGCACAUUCGUAUUUAUAGUCUAAUCAGUUAGCUGUGGUGUGUUGGCUUAGACACUUGGAAAGUGGAGAUGUCGUAGAACAUCGAAAAGUGAACAUUACUGGAGGCACAUUGUCGUUUCAAAGAUACCACCGCGCUUGCUAGCGAAGAGAUUUGUAGUGGCUAAUUAACAGUAAAUAAGUGAAUUGUUUUGCCUCACAGUUAGCCAAGAGGCUUACCUAGCCAGCUAAAAUUGUUUACAGCUAGUUAGCAAUCGUUUAAAAAAAACUAUUUUGCUAGCAACAUAGUGCUGCCGUCUUAAUUCUAACCGGUCUCACAAAAUGUGUCUCCAGUUGUGUACCUUUUACCAUUGUGUAUGUCCAUGCAUUUCUGUGCAUAUUAGAGAAAAGUAAUUUUAGCGGCCAGCCAGAAAAAUUGCUUAUUUUAUUGGCUUUUUCAGACAGAUAAGCCACAGUGCUGCAGAAAGCUAAUACUUUCUUUUUUUGUUUAUGUCCCAAUUUAAUGAAAACCAAUUCAUAUAUGUUAAUCUGUGUGGACAAGGUGAAUUUCAGGUAGAACAUUGAGAGUCUUGGAAAUGUGGAAAUUCUAUUCUGGAAUAGACAUCUUGGUGGAUUGAGCAGGGGUUUCUUUAUUGCAGGUCCAUUAUGGCAGUGUUUCAAAAAUGUUGGCUAUGAGACCAGGCUAGUAACCCCCCCCCUCCGUGUUAUGUUAUGGUCUUGGCUUUUGGUUCCUUCCAUAGGAAUCAAGUCACCCACUGUUCAAAACCUACUGGAGUCAUGCCCUUCAAGACCUGUGCUGAGAAAUGGUAUUGUGGACCAGCUAAACGCUAAUAGAAAAAGCAAUCGGUUGAUUGCUAAAGGGCACCAUGUCAUUUAGUUGAUAUAUUGAUAGUUUAAGAUGAUAUGGCAGCCAAGUCACCUAUCUUGGUAUUGAUUGAAGUGUACACUCACUGCCUUCACCAUCUUCUUCCGAGCACUUUCACAAUAUGGUACGAAAAACCAUGUAGUUAUUUUUAUGACACCCUCUUGACAAGAUUCAUGUGAAGGCUAGUAAAGUCGUCUUUUUCUUCUCAAUCCUCUCACCGACGCUGAGCACAAUACAAAACGUUCUAACGCAAUGGACUUUGGAUGGUUGCAUCUAUUUUCUUGUAAAAGGCAUUUUUACAUGAACAUUUAGAGAGAUUUUUCAUGAUUGAUUAUCACAUUUCAAAUCUCCGUCAUUUCUCUUUCCAGUAAAUUUGAGGAACCUGCCAUUUGACGUGACGUAUUGGUUUGACAUCACAAUGCAUCAAAUAAAUAUAGAUACAGUAUAUACAAUGUUAUGCUUAUUGCUAUAGGCCAGAUGUUUGUGUGCAGUAUAAUUGGUAUUGUUCACAUGGGUUUCAUAGCUUGCAGCUUCCUGUGGAUAUGUGUCAUGAUGAUUUGUCUAGAUUUAGUAUUGAUUGUUAUUUAGAGUAUGUGGGAAAAUAUAAUUGAGAGGGUUCACCGAUAUCAUUUUCCAACUUACCUGGCAGGACAAGAUCUGUCAUAACUCUGUUGGCCAUCUAGAAUACCAAAACGCUUUCAUCUUUACCAAAGAAUCCAUUUCCCACGGCCCCCAUCCGUCCCCUCCCUCCCUCUAACGUCUUUAUAACGAUGUCACUCAACAUUUUGUUUCUGAGGGAACCAAAUAUCUGUCUGUGUGCUGUUUGGGGCUCACCACUGGGCUGUUUAAUAACCCAUUGUUAUAUACUGACUUGGUGUCUCUCCUGUUUCUAGUGGUAUGAUGCAGACAUGCUGUGUAAAACGCUGCAUUAGUCAAGGAAAAAAGGUCCUCGAUUUGCAGUUGUCGUAUUAUAACAGGUUAUUUCGGAAGGACCUAAGCAAAGGACCAUUCGGAGAAGGGGUGGGCGUAGUUCAGUCCUACAGAGGUUAAUGUCAGGGAGGGUCCUCCCAAACAAGACACUCUAAUAAUGAUUAUGAGGCCAUUUGAGAAGAGGCUUCAGCGAUAUGGGUGAUGUUGAGAUGGUUAAUAGCGUGGGCUCAAAUGGAAGAAUAGAGAGGCUAAAGUGAUGUUGGUUAUCAAAAGGUUCUCUGUGAUGGCAUCCUGUUGUGCCUUCUGUAACAGGAUACCGCGGAAUGUUGCUGUGGGUGGUUUUGUAUGUUCAAGGUGGUUUCAUGUUAAGGGUUAAGUCUCGCUCAGCCAGGCUUUCAGUCUCGGGUAACCUGAGCCACUGAGAGACUUGAGUCCAGCUUGCGAGACUAGUGGAUCAAAAUGGGUUAGUAUAGUGAGGAAAGACGGCGGGCGGUACGGUGUAUGAUUGUAAAUGGGAAUCACUAAGGUGAUUAGUGGACACUAGCUUCAUCCAUUUUAAUUGGCUGGUGGCGGGAAAAUGACCUUUUGGGAAGUAGCCUCUUGGAUUAUAUAUAUAUAUAAUAUAUAGCUAAUGUGGUACUUUAUGACUCAGACCUAAGCCACUUGUGAAACAGAUAAAUAACACAUUUGGCACAGAUGAUUGGCCCUCAAACAGAUUUUUCCAAUUGUUUUUCAAUCGUGACUGGGACGUCGAGAUUGCUGCCUUAGCUAAGAAACUUUCGGGAACCUCACCCAAGAGCAGCAUAAGACAACAAUGUUCAUCCAUAUCCAUUGUCGAAUGGAACAUUUUUAUUUUUGUCUGAGACCUUUUGCUCAUUUUGACCUAAUAUGUAGAAAUGCCCCUAUUGAUGCAUAUAAUCUGAAGUCGUGUCAGAAAUGUGUCGUCUCAUUCAUGGCGAAGUGCAAUAUGUUCUCUGUAUGGUUAUAGGAUUGUUUUUCUUUUGCAACACGUAAUGUCUUAUCUUGAACUGUGGUGUCACUUCAGAUAGCAUAUAUUACUACGAGUUUAUCGAGAGAUUCAUUAUGAAAUAUCUAGUGUGCAUGUAUAACCUAUGGGAUUUAUGACAUGAGGAAUGUAGACCAUACAGCAUCAUUGACUGAGAUCGAGUGCCAGUCUGUUUUUUUGCGAUCAUUCCAAAUUCCCUGUCACUCAUUGGAUUGACAAUGACCGCAAUGGAGUAGACAAGAGCACAAACAGGUCUGGGACUAGGCUAUCAUUUACUUUCUUUAUGCUGAAUUUGUCAAUAGUCUAAUAUGGUAUGUGUUUUUUUUAAUAGAUAUUCAUCAUAUGAGUGGCAUGUUGCCUGAUAGAAAAUGGGUUGGGAGUUAUUCUGUCUAUUGUUCAAAAUCAGCACUCCACUUAACUUGAAACGGUGCAUUUAUGCUGAAUUUGUCAAUAGUCUAAUAUGGUAUGUUGUUUUUUUUAUAGAUAUUCAUCAUAUGAGUGGCAUGUUGCCUGAUAGAAAAUGGGUUGGGAGUCCUUCUGUUUAUUGUUCAAAAUCAGCACUCCACUUAACUUGAAACGGUGAAAUGGGAGAACACUGUUUUGGCUAAACCAGCAUUUUUGAAGUGUGAUGUAUUCUUGGUGUUUUGAGACGCCCCCAUGUGUGUGCUGGUUUUCCUUCCAACAUAUCUACGAAAUCUUUCCUGAAGGACAAAAUCCUGACAAAAGUUGGGUUUAAUGCCAGAUACAAUUCAAUAUUCAAUAAGCAGCUCGAUUUAAGCCUUGUGUGGAUAAGGAGAUGAGUUUGCAUGAAAACCAGCAACCACAGGGGGGGUCUGAAGACCUGGUUUGACAAAAGGCUGCAGGGAUAUUGAGUCCAUUUUCUCUAGUUAUUACAAUGACGAGAUAGAGAAUAGUGAUUAUAGACUGAAAUUAACAGUAUAACAAUUACAUCACUGUGUGUAAUAAAUAAGUGUUUCUGUUGUUGUUGUUGUUGUUGUAUAUAUAUUGUUUAUUUCUCUGAGACUCCUUGGGCCACUGAAAUGCUCAGUCAGAUUGUGUGGGCGUUCGGACACAAAAUGAUUACAACCUAUGUUGUGAUAAUUGCGUUGUUUGCUCUGUAACCCAUUUGUUCAUAUGCCACAUGAUAUACAAUAAGGCCGACACAACAGAUACAUUCAACCACACAUACGUUUGUUUAAUCACAAAACCGGAGGCAAACAUCUGUCUGGUGAAGUCCACAAAGCAAAUAGUACAUGUUAAAAACGCUUACAUGACCUACAGCAUGGUCCAGCAAGUUAAUGUUUCUCACAGUUUUACUAAACAAUUACUGAUUUAGAACCACAGAGAGUUACCGUGUGUGUGUGUGUGUGUGUGUGCGCGAUCACAAGUUUUAAAAAACAUGUUGACUAACCCUAGUUGUAGACUAGAUGAACGCCAAUUCCAUCCUGCUCUUUCAUGUUAGAAAAACGGUCUAUGUCUACUGUCAUACAGUAGUGCACAAUGUUAGUUUUUGUUGUCGUAGGCUACCUAGCUAAAGUGCUUGCUUGCCUAACUUCCUGGCAUGGGCAACAAUGAACCAGCUAAGUUAGCUAGCUAGUUAACGUGAGCCUACUAGACUACAUCUAGCCUACAUAUUAAACUUCAAUCGUCUCAGGCAAGUAGCACAGUAUAUUAAUUUAUGGUUAGAUCAGAAUCGCCGGUAUAAUCAAUGGCCAGUACGGAGAAUUAAGUCAGAACCACAAGUCCAAAUCCCCAUCUCCAUCACUGCUUAGGAAAGGGCCAAUUUAGCUAACUAGCCUACCGCAAGACAACAACACAAGCAGACCAGAAACAGACACUUUUUUCUGACAAUUAUGUUUUGCUUUUGAUGUGAUUUGAUUGGUGUGAAACCAAAUCCAAACUGGCCUCCCUUGGGUUGAUGUGCAGGACUACCCACAGUUGAGCUCAACUCGACACUAAUUGGCAAUUAAAAAAAUUACAAAUAAAUGUUUUUUGUCAAGGGAGACCAAAUGCUUGCUGGCACAACUUCCUAAUAUUGAGUUGCACCCCCUUUUGCCCUCAGAACAGCCUCAAUUCAUUGGGGCAUGGACUCUACAAUGUGUCGAAAGCGUUCCACAGGGAUACUGGCCCAUGUUGACUCCCAAUGCUUCCCACAGUUGUGUCAAGUUGGAUGACAUUUAGGUGCUAGACCAUUCUUGAUACACACGGUAAAACUGUUGAGCGUGAAAAACCCAGCAGCGGUGCAGUUCUUGACACGCAAACCGGUGCGCCUGACACCUACUACCAUACCCCAUUCAAAGGCACUUAAAUAUUUUGUCUUGCCCAUUUGUGUGUGUGUGUCGUCCUGGUCUUCACCAAUUAGCUCCUCAUCAAAAGCAUCUUCCUCCAAAAAGUACAUGAUCUCAUGGUCCUCCUCAUCCUGCAGGCCUUCCUCAGCGAUGACUCUUUAGCACAUAAGAACAGGGAUCAUGAAUGGAAGGGAAUUGUGUAGCUACCGGUUUUUCAACCUGUUGGCAAGGUGACAAGGUUCCGUUUUAUAAUCCUAAAGUUUUCACUCGCAUAACAGAUAUAAUAUGAUCAUAUACAGUACCAGUCAAAACUUUGGACUCCUACUCAUUACAGGGUAACAUAACAGAUAUAAUAUGAUCAUAUACAGUACCAGUCAAAACUUUGGACUCCUACUCAUUACAGGGUAA
Oncorhynchus keta (chum salmon) is the source of this 8683-nucleotide messenger RNA. RefSeq names its product EFR3 homolog A (S. cerevisiae) (gene efr3a). The coding region runs from base 287 to 2752 and encodes 821 amino acids. NCBI's taxonomy places the organism in Eukaryota, Metazoa, Chordata, Actinopteri, Salmoniformes, Salmonidae. The record is from RefSeq and is a predicted model, not a curated record. Gene Ontology annotation, cellular component: plasma membrane. Gene Ontology annotation, biological process: protein localization to plasma membrane. The transcript is spliced from 24 exons.